Sclerotinia sclerotiorum 1980 UF-70 is the source of this 390-nucleotide messenger RNA. RefSeq lists its product with no specific name. The record is from RefSeq and is a predicted model, not a curated record. The transcript has 7 exons. Lineage: Eukaryota; Fungi; Ascomycota; Leotiomycetes; Helotiales; Sclerotiniaceae. Bases 1 to 390 code for a protein of 129 amino acids.
AUGCCAAUGUGCCAACUUCCAAGUUUACCUAUUUACCUGGGUGUUGUUGUUCGUCAAUUCGACCCAUAUAAAACUGGAAACUGGAAACUGGAAGCAGUGGAAGCUUUGGUGGGAUGUUUAUUAUUCAGAAAACUCACCAGCCACAACUUCUUCAAUGACCCCAGUUUUAAAUUGACAGUUUCAAUCCGAAAUGGGACGGCGACAUGGAGAAGGAACAUGUAUUUCUGCAAUAUAUCAUGUACGAUGUACAAUGACAAGAUUGAUCAAUUUCCAAAUAUCUUCGUCAACAACAUCUUAGUGUCUGACUUGUUAAGUGAUUUGUUCAGUACUGUAUCUACGGAGUACUUUUUGACUUUGCUUUGCGUGGCCUCCAUGAAUGCUGGAUGCUGA